AUAUCCCUAAACUUUCAAAUGAACAAAAAAAUGUUUGUAAAAAUCUUUAUAGAAAUUUGAAGUUAUUAUACAGUGGUAGUUCUGAAGAAUCUGAUAAAUAUUGCAACAAUAUAAACAAUUGGUUAUAUUAUGAAACAAAGGAAGAUAAUGUGUCUGAUGAUACUAUUACCCGUAUUUUUGAUGCAUUAAAUGGUACAAUAGAAAAAAAAGAAAUAUCUGUCUGUCCUUAUUACACUUUCAAUAAAGAACUUUUUGAACCAGAAAAUUUAGUAAUGUUAGGUAUAUUUAAUGAUAAUAUUGAAAUAUUAAAGGAAAUUUACAAAGAGAAAAUUGAAUCGGAUGAUUGUAGUUUCAAACGUUAUAUAUCGAAUUGUAUUAAAAUAUAUAAAUCAGCAUGUAAAAAUCUUGAAAAUAAUAGACAACUAAGCACUUCUGAUGAUAAGAAAGAUUGUGAAAAUUUUAAAGAAAAUUAUUCACAACUAACUGAUAUAAAAACAAAAUAUGGGAAUAUACCAACAUUAGAUUCUAAAGAUAUUGAAAAUUUCUUCAGUUGUUCUAUGACUAUUACUACAACAGCAGUAACUGGAAUAAUGGCAGGAAUAUUUUCUCUCUUGGGAUUAACAUAUAAGGUUGGUAUGCCUUUAAUUU
Messenger RNA from Plasmodium cynomolgi strain B, 648 nucleotides. RefSeq lists its product as hypothetical. The annotation marks the transcript as partial. The record is from RefSeq and is a predicted model, not a curated record. The transcript has a single exon. NCBI's taxonomy places the organism in Eukaryota, Apicomplexa, Aconoidasida, Haemosporida, Plasmodiidae.